Molecule: messenger RNA, 1249 nt
Organism: Rhizophagus irregularis DAOM 181602=DAOM 197198
Lineage: Eukaryota; Fungi; Glomeromycota; Glomeromycetes; Glomerales; Glomeraceae
Source: RefSeq, a predicted model, not a curated record
UCUCAACAUUCCGGAUCCAGAAAGACUUACGGGGAGUGUUCAGAUUGUAAAAGGCAGCGAAUUGCGGUUGCAUGGUUUAAAUGCUAAAAGUUGUAUGGACUGUCUUGAAUGGAUUGAAUUUGACCAUUUUGACUUGAUAGAGAAUAUAAAUAAACGAGGAGCCUUCAGCUCAAUUUAUUCCGCAGUAUGGAUGGAAGGUCCAAGGUGGAAUUUAGAUGAAGAGGCAGAAAUAUGGACUCGAAGUGGCCCCAUCAAGGUUAUUUUAAAACGAUUAAAUAAUUCUCAGAAUAUGAGUCAAGAAUUUGUGAAUCAGUUGUACAGAUAUUAUAAAUGCUUGCAAAGUGGAGCACUUGCAGAAUGUUUUGGUGUAACCAAAGAUCCAACGGCAUGUUACAUGUUCGUUAUGAGGUAUUACAAAAACGGGAAUUUAUACAUGUAUCUUGAAGAAACUAUGGGAAUUCUUUGUUGGAGAGAUAUUGUAGAUAUGUUAUGGUCAAUAUCCGCAGGUCUAAAUUUUAUUCAUGGACAUGGUCUUGUUCAUGGAAAUUUACACGGAGGAAAUAUACUAGUCGAGUGUGACGUGAACUCGAUUGAUACUAAAAUCACAGAUACCGGAUUGCACUUGCCUGCUGAUAAAUUGAUGUCAUUUCAACAAAUUUAUGGCGUAAUACCUUUCGUUGCUCCGGAGAUUUUUAACAAAAAUUUGCUAACUAAAGCCUCCGAUAUUUAUAGCUUUGGCAUGAUCAUGUGGAUGUUGUCAGCUGGUGUACGUCCUUAUUAUGAUAGACCUCAUGAUAAACAACUUAUUAAAGAAAUCUGUUCGGGUUUAAGACCAAGUAUUGUCAAUGGGACUCCAGCUGUUUAUUCUAGAUUAAUGUUUCAGUGCUUAGAUGUUAAUCCAUUAAACAGGCCAGCAGCAUCUCAACUUCAUGAAUGCUUUGGAAAUUGGAUCUCAGAAAUUUGUGAUAGUCCUGAUCCAUCCGAUUUAUCUAAUCAAUUUGAUGCUGCCGAAGAAAUCAAAUUUUCAAAUUUAAAAAAUUUUGAUUUUAACAUAGCACAAUGUCAUGAAAUGGCUAUUUAUUGUAGUCGCCCAUUAUUAGAUCAUGCUUAAAAUCGCAUUUUUUACUUUUUUAUUUUCGAUUCUAAUUAAUUUAUAAAUCCUUUUUUAUCAUUAUUUAUUCGCUUUAUCGUAAACACAAACAUCACAAACUCAAACUUAAUAUUAGAAAUAUUUCUUAGACUUUUUAAA